Molecule: messenger RNA, 4585 nt
Organism: Hemicordylus capensis (graceful crag lizard)
Lineage: Eukaryota; Metazoa; Chordata; Lepidosauria; Squamata; Cordylidae
Gene: NMNAT2
Product: nicotinamide nucleotide adenylyltransferase 2
Exons: 12
Coding region: 357-1280 (307 amino acids)
Biological process (GO): NAD+ biosynthetic process
Cellular component (GO): Golgi apparatus
Molecular function (GO): nicotinate-nucleotide adenylyltransferase activity; nicotinamide-nucleotide adenylyltransferase activity
Source: RefSeq, a predicted model, not a curated record
UGGGGUCAUGAAGCAGGAAAUUUGGGGACUGGGGACAAAGUUUGUGGAGAGCUGCAACAUAAAGCACCAGGGAAUUUGGCUGGUGUCAGCUGUCGGUUGGAGCAGAGGGAGUUUGCGUUGGGCCACAUCAGUAAGCACCAGCAAAUUCGGCAGAAGGGGGCGGCUGGCGGUUGGCUGCCUCAGAACGUGUUGCUAUUGCCUGCCCGCCUGCCACACUUGCCAGCGGAGAAAUGGAGAUUGAAGGACAGCUGGACAAUAACAGAUCGACACAGACACAUUGAGACACACCAAAAAGACGAGAGCGAGCGAGCGAUCGCCAGCGAGCUGGAGAAGGAGAGCCAACCCUAGCCAACACCAUGACCGAGACCACCAAGACCCACGUUAUCCUGCUGGCCUGCGGCAGCUUCAACCCGAUCACCAAGGGCCACAUUCAGAUGUUCGAAAGAGCCCGGGAUUAUCUGCAUAAGACGGGAAGGUUCAUUGUAAUUGGUGGAAUUGUCUCGCCAGUACAUGACUCCUAUGGGAAGCAGGGCCUGGUCUCCAGCCGACACCGCCUGACAAUGUGCCAGCUGGCUGUUCAGACCUCUGAUUGGAUCAGGGUGGACCCCUGGGAAUGUUAUCAGGAUACUUGGCAGACCACCUGCAGUGUACUGGAACACCAUCGGGAUUUGAUGAAACGAGUGACUGGCUGCAUCCUCUCCAAUGUGAACACACCUUCCCUGACCCCAGUGAUUGGACAGCCUCAGAAUGAGUCCCCACAGCCUAUCUAUCAGAACAGCAACCUUUCCAACAAGCCCACUGCAGCAAAGUUUUUGGGGAAGGUGGGAGAAAGCCUUAGCAGGAUUUGCUGCGUUCGCCCACCCAUGGAGCGUUUCACCUUUGUGGAUGAAAAUGCAAAUUUGGGUACAGUAAUGAGAUAUGAAGAGAUUGAGCUCCGAAUCUUGCUGCUCUGUGGAAGUGACUUGCUGGAGUCCUUCUGUAUCCCAGGCCUAUGGAACGAAGCCGACAUGGAGGUGAUAGUUGGGGAUUUUGGCAUUGUUGUCGUGCCACGAGACGGUGUUGACACAGACCGGAUUAUGAACCAUUCCUCAGUACUCCGCAAGUACAAAAACAAUAUUCUGGUUGUGAAAGAUGAUGUGAAUCACCCCAUGGCCAUUGUCAGUUCAACCAAAAGCAGACUGGCUCUUCAGCAUGGUGAUGGACAUGUUGUGGAUUACCUGUCUCAGCCAGUCAUCGACUACAUCCUCAAGAGUCAGCUGUACCUGAAUGCCUCUGGUUAAACCUCCCUGGGCAUUGCAACAAGGCAACGCUAUUAUUCUACUUUCCUAUGGUUGUUCAUCUCUCUAUUUCACACAAUUUCUUUUCUUUCUUUCUCACUGCCUCUUGCGUGCAUCUGCCUGUUUCACUCUGAUUCCGCUGCUGCUUCCUGCACAGUGCAGGGAAGUGCAGCAUACAGCCAACCAAACACUUAUUGGCAAUCUCCCCCUUACCACCCCCACCCCCCAGUAGUUAGGAGGGAAGAUGGAAAAGAGUAACAGCUGCCACGUGCCUAAGCCGGGCAGCUUUGGUGUCUACCUUCCCAGCAUGCAUUAGGGAAAGUAGCAUAUCCACCUUCCCAGCAUGCCUUGGGAGCCAGGAAGGAGGUUCUCUUUUUUUUCUCCCCUCUCUCAUAAUGUGUCAGCUAAAUAAAUCUCUGUGAGUCUUUUUAUUUUUAGUAAUAGUCCUUUUCCUUUUUUAAAAAUUAUUGUGAUAUGUUUAAAUUAGAAUGUGGUUGGCAAAAGACUAUUCUAACCUACUUAGUACAGAGCCCAGAAUUGUUUAGGUCGGUUGUAGAAGAAUUUAGCCUCGAAGUCUGUUUUGUUUUGUUUUGUUUUAAAUUCCAAAUUCUUGAUACUGUUUUCUGGAGCAAAAAUGAUUUGCUGGAGAAGCAGCAGAAGGAAAAUAGAAAGCAGCCUUGUCUCAUAUGUAGCUGAUUCUACUUGUAAAUAAUAUUUGUUUCCAGGGGAGAGAGGUUUGGAGGGGCGUUUUCUGUAGUCCUUCAACCCCUUCUUAAAAGGGAACACUCCUCUUGAGUGGGUUGGGGAGGAUAGCCACAAAGCUCACCUCUCUUGGGGUGGAUGCAACCCAUCUCAUUUAUCCGGUUUCCCUGUUUCAUCUGACUUUGAACUGGCUAACCCCCCUCUCCGUGGCUUAAAGCCUCCCAUCCACCCCCACCACAUAAGCAAGGAGUUUCAUAGCUUGCUGUGUCUACUGUACUCUUGCUAGUUUUGCUAGCUCAGGCCCGCCUGCAUCAGUUCACAGCUGUCUUUUGCUGUCAACAUACACAUGUCCUCCUUGUGGGGACCUUUACUUACUUCCACACUCAGGUCAUGGGGGUGUUUUUCCACAUGCCCAGAAAGGUUGCAUGAGAGGAAGUUUCUGCUUAAGUUUAUCCUUAGCAAGAAAGAGACCGGAUUCAUGGUUUUUCCCACAGGUAAUUGCAAAAAAACCAACCAACCAACAAACAAAAAACCAGCAGCUGCACUAGUGCGGCAGUCUAGCUGACUGUGAACAUGUAGCCAGGCAAGAAACCAGGGGUUCUUGGGGACCAUCUAUGGUGGCAAAUAGCAACAUAGGCAAAACUGUCUCCAGCUUUUGCUUAGGAUUGUAAGGUAAACAUUUGCAACUGUUGUAACAGACGGAUGCUGGUUCUUGUACAUGAGCAACACGGUGCGAAGGCCUUUAGGCCUCUGCCAGCUCAGAGGACUCCAGAAAUACCUUUGAGGUCGAAGGCCCAGAGAAGAAGAAAUGUACUAAAAUAAAGUUUGAAAUCUAGAAGAAGAAAUGCUCUAUAGUUCAGCAAUAGUUUGUCACAAACCAAGAGUUGUAAUGUCUUGCUGGACCCAGCUACAUGAGGGUUGGGGAACAAAGGAGCUGUUAUUUAUGCUACCAGCAAAAUUACGGCCCUACCCAAUGUUCCUAUUCCCUUAGAGAAACCAGUGCAGCACAAAGCUUUGCACCAAAGCUUUCAUAGAUGAGAAGAAGGAGAGGAGAGAGAUGUGGCUAAUUGCUAAUGUAGGGCUCUAUUUCAUUUCCUAUAUAGCUGCAAAAGAAGAGGUAAGUUAACAAGCAUCUGAGGUCUUCUGGGGUCCUUGCUUUCAGGUUAAGCAAAGAGCCAAACUACCUGCACAGAUAGUUGUCCUGAAUCUGUACUGCUUGAGAAUGUAGCCAGAGGAGUUGCAUGUUUGAAUACUAGAACAAAAACCUCACUGCAUGUAGUAGUUAGCAGAUCAGGGAGAAGACUUCUUCUCUAGCCCAGGGUUAGUUUUCUACAUGCAGGGGAAGAUGAGGUAUUCAAGCACAUAAUCUUCUACUUACGUGCUAAACUGGUACAGGCAUACAGUUGGAGGAAUGUUCCAUGUGGUUUCUGCAGGUGUAACCUGGCUAUUACUGUGUGGAGUGAAAGUAGAACUUCAGCAAUGAACUGUGGUGUUCGCACCUGGAGGGAGCCUUUAGGGAGCCUUACUAUGACUUAAGUAUUCUUGUUGUCCAAUGAGGAGCUAAGGCAUUUUCCAUCAGGAUAAGCACUUAGAAACCAGAGACGAUUGCGUGCGGGGGGUGGGGCACACGGACAGGGAUGGCUCUCUGAAACUUCUGCCACCACCUGGCAUUGUAGGGCACACACAAAAUGUUUGGUACCCUCAGACACCCACUGCUGUCAUAGGCAGAUGUACAAAAGAGACAGUCUCUUUGAGACUUUUUUUCUACUCACAGGAAGCUUAGAUAUCUUACAUGGCCCUAGAUAAAUAGCUCUCUCGCUGUCCUGUUGUGCACAUCAACUUCUGUUCUCCAAAGCACUUUCUUGUUCUCAUGACUCUGUUAAUCAAAAGCAGCUACAGCCUCUUACUGGAAUCCACUUUCCAUCACAAAACCAAACUGCAGAACACAGAGCCAACAAUGUAUUCAAUGGUGAUUGGAAAAGUAGUACAGCUGUCUGAGAGAGAAACCGUCACAGUGGCCAUCUAAAGGGGUUAAAGGGCAGUUCUGUGGUGGAAACGUACGAGGAUGACGACAAAAGAAUGGACCCGCCAUACUCUUGAACAAAAGCUGGAUUAUCAGGCCACUUUCCAACUUCAUCCAGUGUAGGACAGCAUGCCUUAGGAACAUAGCAUUGUGGUACAGAUGAUGUAUAUAAUGUCUUACUAGUCUUAUCUUUGCCUUCAUAUGCUCAGUUGCUCUUAUGGUUGGGAGGGGAGGGGGGACAAAGUUGUAGGGUGCGGGGUGAUGCGUUUGGAAAGCGUUGGAAGUUGGAGUAAGCAACAAACUCUGACCAGUACAUCAAGGGGGUGGGUUUUUGCUGCACAGGGUGGGUGGGGGGAGGCUACUGUUAGUUUUCCAUCACUGAAUUCUCAAUUUUAAACUGUAGAACUUGCUUUAUUUUAAAAAAAGUUUCAAAAGGGAAAAAAAAAGAAUUGAAAAUGCCAGUUUCGCACUAAUGGAAUAUGCUGGAGUCAGGUCAUGGUUGGUAAAAUGGUAAUGAACAAAACAAAUGCAAAACGUUUAAAAUAAUUGGCAAAUGAUGUAAUAAAAAUUAUGCUACUGAGAA